UUAACUACUCUAAAGGAGUUUAGGGAGCGUAGUAAUAGGAAGAAGGCAAAGAAGCAGGUGCGCGCUGAUAGGGCUAAGCUAACUAAAAGGCGCUGUAAACAGUUUAACAAGACUAGACAUAACGCGCAAACAUGCAAGGAUAGAGUAGAAGAGGUCUCUAAGUAA
Didymella exigua CBS 183.55 is the source of this 165-nucleotide messenger RNA. RefSeq lists its product as uncharacterized. The annotation marks the transcript as partial. Lineage: Eukaryota; Fungi; Ascomycota; Dothideomycetes; Pleosporales; Didymellaceae. The record is from RefSeq and is a predicted model, not a curated record. The transcript has a single exon.